Molecule: messenger RNA, 4779 nt
Organism: Uncinocarpus reesii 1704
Lineage: Eukaryota; Fungi; Ascomycota; Eurotiomycetes; Onygenales; Onygenaceae
Exons: 9
Coding region: 1-4779 (1592 amino acids)
Biological process (GO): protein ubiquitination
Cellular component (GO): CCR4-NOT complex
Molecular function (GO): RNA binding; ubiquitin-protein transferase activity
Source: RefSeq, a predicted model, not a curated record
AUGUCUCUAAGAACCCAAAAUGAUACAGUAAUUGAUGAUGAUGAUGAAUUUUGCCCUCUCUGCAUUGAAGAAUUUGACCUAUCGGACAAGAACUUCAAACCAUGUCCUUGUGGUUAUCAAAUUUGCCAAUUUUGCUACAAUAACAUCAAGACGCAUAGCGAAGAGGGCCGGUGUCCCAAUUGCAGACGCGCAUAUGACGAGACCACAAUACAAUACAGGGUUCCUGACGCGGAUGAGCUCAAGGCAGAUUUAGCAUUAAAGCACCGCAAAGCCGCCGCUGCAAAGAAAAGGGAGCAAGAGAAACGCGAAAUCGAAGCUUCUAGUCGAAAAAAUCUUGCCGGCGUUCGUGUCGUUCAGAAAAACCUUGUCUAUGUGAUAGGACUCAACCCAACUAUUAGAGACGAGAGCCAGUUAUUGCAAACAUUGAGAGGUGAUCAAUACUUCGGCCAGUAUGGGGAUAUAGAAAAGAUCGUCGUCAGCAAAGCGAAACCUGGUGGCAACCCAAAUCAGGGUAUUGGCGUGUACGUGACAUUUGCAAAAAAGAGCGACGCUGCGUCAUGCAUUGCCGCUGUUGACGGCUCCGCAAACGGCGAUCGAGUUUUAAGAGCCCAAUACGGAACCACCAAAUACUGUUCGUCGUUUCUUCGUAACGAGCAAUGCAAUAAUAGGAACUGUACCUUCCUCCACGAGACCGGAGAAGAUAGCGAUAGCUUCAGCCGCCAGGAUCUAUCUUCCAUGAACACGAUCUCUUCUCAACGCCCACAUCCGAACUAUCCCAAUGUUGCGGCGAGUCAGCCUCGUGCUUAUCAGCAGCCAAGCCAGCCCGGAUCGUCGAGCUCUGUCUCAGUGCAGCGACAUUCUAAUAGGGAUGAAGGAAGUCGAUCAUCAGGCGGCGACUCGCCUGCCCUUCCGUCAUCUGCUAGUUGGGCGAAUAAAGAGACACUCGCACAGCGAACAAGGCGACCUAGCAUGGCCGCGAGUCGUGGUACACCGAGUCCAAAGCCUUCACCUGUAACUCUUGCAACCAAGCCCGAAGAGCCAAAAAUUACUAUCGAAAGACGGCCGCAACAGAAUAGUGAGAGCUCACGGCAACAUACGCCGACGCCAGCCGGCGGUCCUAGCUCGGCGCAACGUGAUUCUGUACCUCCUGUCACCUCACUGUCCACAUUUCAGGAUAAAUCUGUGGUCCUGGACAAUCUGGUAAAGGCAAUCAACUCUUCGGAAUUUCGGUUCCAGUUCUCGCCGGCUGGCCUCUCAACUGAUGAGCUUGCUUUCAUUGAAAACCAUCCUUCGCUCAUCGAUCCUUACGGCGGUGUUAAGCGGCGUGCCAUGCGUGAAAAAGCGGAACAAGAACGAACAAAGCAAGAAUCUGAAGCUAAGAUGCUUGCACAAGCCAAUCAAGCUGAGGAGGAAACCCUGGAAGGUGGCAGCUCACAGCUCGGUGGUGAACCAGAGGAAUCACAUUCUGCCGCUGGGGGACGUAGUGGCCGUGAACCGCAAGCUAUUCAACCUCCCUCCCAACAGGCAACAGCCUCGAAUUCUGCCGUUGGAUCCCCUAUUUCCGCUGGCCAUCAUUUCCAAAGCUUGAAUGUAAACGGCCGCGCUCUUACUCCCCUCCAACAGCAGCAGCUUAUGGCCCUGAAGUCUGCCAACAGUCAGCCAACUGGCUUGUUAGAUCAGCUUCAAUCUUCUUCGGCCAAUGGAUAUGAUCAUAACCCCCUCUCUCGUCCGAAUGCGUUUCAAAACCAAAUGCCUCCCAUAAGCACGAUGUCCGGCCAUGCGCGACAAUCUUCAAGGUUUUCCUUUGCGAAUGAUUCAAAUGCCAAAAACUCCAGUCAGAGAAUUAUCAACCAACAGGCUGCCAUAAUGCAGGCUUCGACCCCAAACCCGAUAGCUGCUGCUAAUUCACAGCAUGGACUUGGCAGCCACUAUUUUACCAGUGGUGUUCAAGGUCCUCCCCCAGGUCUCAAGACUACAGGCACUCCACCAGUAAGUGGAGGCGGCAUGUUUGCCCAAGGUCACGGGUUUACAAGCACAAUGAAUAAUAAUUUGGGACUCAAUGUCAAGCAAGAUGGGAACGCCGAUUUGAUGCGUGAGCUUAUGCGUGCUCGUGGUGGCACAAGUGGCGGGGGUGUUCAAAUUUCAGAGGCAGCAAAGCGUGAGUACAUAUCUUCUUUAACCCAUCAACACAAUGCCCCUCCUCCCCUGGCUCCCGUUUCAGGCCUUCUCAACUCGCUUUAUGGCCCUCAAUCCGGUUUCUAUCAAGACCCAGGGCUUCAGAAGCAGAAGAAAAGGGGGAAGAAGCACAGACAUGCUAACACUUCCUCCGGUGGAGGUGGUGUAGUAGAUCUUGCGGACCCGAGUAUCUUGCAAGCGAGAAUGCACCAAAAUAGUGCGACUGCUGUCGCUGGGCAGGGACUGUACGGGAGUCAGGGUCAAGCGCUGCAUAUGACACUCGAUGCAAAAAUUUCCGGCUGGGGCGUUGGCAUGGCGUGUCUGCAUAUUUGCGGUGAGGUCGUUGGUGCUUUAAUUUGGCAUCUCGAGUUCAUUUUCUCAGCGACCACCGGGCAUACAACUGAGUCUUCGUGGGCAAUCUUUUCAUUGGAUGAAGACUUUCCGCCUUUAGCGCCUCCCAAAUCCGCCUUGGACACCGUCCGUAUUCCAUCCAGAUCCCAUAUUUCCAUAGGAUCCCCUGUCUCUUCUAUUAGAUCCGGAACUCCGACUCUUCCUCCGGGUCUACCUCUUCCCCACGGCCAUCCCGCAGCUUCUUUAAUCAAUGAGUCCGACUUGGGUUCCAGUCCGUCACCGUCCAAACGGCGUGCCUCCGGUCAAACCACCAUUGCUCCUCCACCUGGUUUAACACCACCCCAAAAACUCAGGGAACCCGUUGUCUCCAGGGGCGCGACUCCAGUGGUACCCGAAUCGCCUGCGACAUCGAAGCCAGAUACUGCCAAUAUCCUCGCUGAAGUUUCAACUGGGUCACCUAAACCGAAAUCAAGCACAUUUGCUGUGCAGGGGAUUCGGGCCCCUUCGCCAUCCAGGAGUAGCAAACGACCAACCGACGAAGUAACUUUAACCAAACAGAGCAAAGGGGUUUCCAAGGAAUCCCAUGGCAAAUCGAAACCUAUCAAGCUGGAUAUCUCGUUUUCUACUCUUUCUCGCGAGUCUGCGUCUCCCUCCCAAACUGCCCCCCCUUAUCACCUUCCAGCUCUUGCUACGUCAGUGGUGGGCUCGCGACCAAAUACACCUGGAACAGUAGCGUCUCGGAUGUCCGAUUCCCCCGCUCCCCGUCAGCCACGAGUAUUACGUGUGGUAGAUACUCCAAAGUCGGAAACCCCACCGCUACAGUCAUCGACUGCCACUUCAGGCUCAGUUACAGCAAUGAAGCAGCGGUCACGGAGACCUAGCAUUUCUUCUGUCAGUCGCCCCGCCACUCCGGCAGAUAUUGGCUCUGAAUAUGAUCCCUAUACGUCCGCUUCCGCGUCGCGAGCCAAUUCCCCGCCGCCAAGCAGAAUCGGGUCAGCCCCAGUUCGUGCCAUGUCAAAAAAUCAAGUCAAAAAGCAAAGAAAGCUCAAAGCCGAACAGGCUGAAUCAAAGAAGGAAGAAGAAAUCUCCCCUACUCCUCCUGAAGAUACUGUACAAGCUCCUAUAUUGGGUAGAAAACGCAAGACGAAGAAACCAUCUAAGCGCAACGUAGAUGCUGCAGAAGACGGUGAAAGGACGCCAUCGGUGGCAAACGAGGAGCCUCAAGCGAAAUCAAGCGGCUAUGCGACUCCCAAACAGAUGGAGUCUGCUGCCAAAAUCUCACCCAAGGUUGAAGAAGUUGAAGAGGAACAAGAGCUCGACGAGCCCUGGCGCUCGAAUAACACCUUGGAACAACUCAUGGUGGAUUCUGAAGCGAUGGGAAUACCGCUUAAAGAGCUCUUCGUCGAAAGAACCGCGUCUCUGCCCACUAUUCUUGCCCAACUUUUCAAAUCCGGCGAAAUGGAUUUGCAUGUUCACCCACUUUUUAAUCCUCCAAAUCUAAAUCAGCGUGUUGAUAUGAAAUGCAACGCUGACGACUAUGAUUAUUUGAAGCGGCCAAUCCAUUUAUCAGAAGAUGACCGGAAAAAGCUUCUUCGUGGAGAGCCGAUUCGGCUGAAUGGCGGGUCCGACCUCUUGAAGCAUAGAUGUCUUAUUACUCCUCGAGGAUGCAUAUUACGACAUCUAUCUGCCGAGGAAGAGGACCACUAUCUGUCUCUAGAAAAGAGUCUCACCUCAGCUAUGGAAUCUGGACAUGAAUACCCAGUUUUUGUCAUCACAGAGCCGGAUACCACUAACCGCGGCGGAGGACUCGAUGCCCUAUUUGCAACUCCUGAAAAAUUUAACAUUCGGUGGAUCGACGAUGAGGCAUCUCGAAGUGGCCUGAUUACGGGCACCGCAGAGGAUUCUGUUAUUUUAUCUCAUCCAUCUUCCCAGGCACCUACGACCACACCGCCCAACGUCUUUUUCCGCGCUCGAAGCCGAUUCAGCUCGGUCUACCAGUUGGGCAGUCCCCAGCAGCACAGAUCCAUCAGUACUCUGGGCCCUGAUCUCGAAGAGUUGAUGAGCGUGCCUGACCAAGAGUUACGCACGAUGAUUGAAGCGGCGCAGCGUGAGCUCGAAGUAUCGCGGAAGGACGUAGAUGCCGUGGAUAAGAAAGCGAUGGCGCUUGUGAAACGAAAUAAGAAGCUGAUGCAGCAAGCAUUGACGGCGGCGUUGGAGUUUUUGACAUCUCCAGAUGCUAAAUCCAUGUCAUAG